Molecule: messenger RNA, 2528 nt
Organism: Oncorhynchus gorbuscha (pink salmon)
Lineage: Eukaryota; Metazoa; Chordata; Actinopteri; Salmoniformes; Salmonidae
Product: BTB/POZ domain-containing protein KCTD20-like
Exons: 8
Coding region: 546-1532 (328 amino acids)
Biological process (GO): positive regulation of phosphorylation
Cellular component (GO): cytoplasm
Molecular function (GO): protein binding
Source: RefSeq, a predicted model, not a curated record
ACAUUAUUUGAGACAUUUUAUUAUUUUCUCUCUGUUUAUUUGUUUCAAUAAUGUUUCUCUAAACCAUACCAAUAAAUAUGACUUUAUGAAGUGAAAAUAGUUCCCCCCGUCAAAUUAUUGGAGAUAUAUGGUAGGGGUCAGUUAAGGAAAGGUAGAUACACAGUAGCAAUUCUGCGCGUUGAAACAAACGGAGUGGGAAUUCUCUUACGAGAGUCUGGAUCUCUACACCGGGAGUAAUUGGAUUUGAGAGCACUGAUCCGCUGUCACCGUAUGGGCUGGGGCGCUUUCGGUAAACCCAUAUUCCUGCACCCCGCGCAGUGGCACUUGGCAUCGGGUCCAUCGUUCGCGUGACAAAUCGGCUACAGAGAACAGCCGUUUUCACUCAGACGUUCUGUUAUGACGUAUGCAGACCGUGAUACGGGCACGUAAGCUCCAGACAUGUGGCGCAGCGUAAUUCGUAGCGCUGUCAAAUCUCAAGUCAGCACGGACGGAUACGGUGAAAAUUGUCUACACCCUGGACGCAGACUGAAUAAAAUAACAUUGACAUGGCAGCACGUCCAGACUUCCAACGUGAGGGGAGGGGUGAGAAGAACCUGUCUCCCCUGUCUCGCCUCCCCCAUGAGCGGGUGACCCUGAUGGUGGACGGGACUCACUUUGUGGUGGACCCCGCCUUGUUCACCGCCCACCCUGACACCAUGCUGGGGAGGAUGUUUGGUCCUGCCCGUCACUUCACCCGGCCAAACGCCAAGGGAGAGUAUGAGAUCGCUGAGGGAAUCGGAGCCAGCAUAUUCAAAGUCGUCCUGGACUUUUACAAAGGGGGUAUCCUGCAGUGUCCAGAGGGGGUGUCAGUGUCUGAGCUCAGAGAAGCGUGUGACUACCUCUGUAUUAACUUUGACUACAGUACUGUCAGGUGCCGAGACCUCAGUGCAUUGCUGCAUGAGCUGUCCAACGACGGUGCAAAGCGUCAGUUUGAUGUCUUCCUAGAGGAGCUAGUUGUCCCGAUGAUGGUGUCCAGUGCUCAGGAGGGGGAGAGGGAGUGUCACAUCGUAGUUCUCACAGAUGAUGACAUAGUGGAUUGGGACCAUGACAACCCUCCACCCAUGGGAGAGGAGUACUCACAGAUUCUGUACAGCACCAAGCUCUACCGCUUCUUCAAGUACAUAGAGAACAGAGAUGUGGCUAAAGCACUGUUAAAGGAGAGAGGACUGAAGAACAUUCGCAUCGGCAUUGAGGGGUACCCUACCUGUAAGGAGAAGGUGAAGCGCCGUCCCGGUGGGAGGUCAGAGGUCAUCUAUAACUAUGUGCAGCGGCCCUUCAUCCAGCUGUCCUGGGAGAAGGAGGAAGGGAAGAGUCGACACGUGGACUUCCAGUGCGUCCGGAGCAAGAGUGUCCCCAACCUCAUCACCUCUCUGGGGGAGUCAACACGACCCGCAGUCAUACCCAACCCGCAGGUCGAUGAGCUGGAUAGGCUGAUCAGCCCUGAUCCCCGCCCCCAGUCCCAGGCCCCACCCCCACCCAUCAAUGACAGUUGAGGAGAGGGUAGAAGUUGACCUUGGGUAUAGGUUUUUUGUUUGUUUCCCUAUUGGUUAAGGUCAGGGUUUGGCAAGGUUAAGGUUGCACUGAUACUAGGGCCUAGAUUCAAUCAGAUCAAGCAUUAACCAGCGAUAGACGACACCCGCGUAGCUGAUGUUUUGGAGUGUCGGAGAUGUAACUGGGUUGGAGCUGUCAAAUCAGUGAGCAGCUGCUCUGGUGAUCUCAUGAAGCCACACAGUCCCACUUGUGUUAGAAGUUCAGACCGAGAAUGUGUAGGCUAUAAAGAAAUAAUGACGCUCAAAUUCAUUAAACAAAAUAAUAAGGAUUUCUAUCAGCCUAAUCGAGGUGUAGAUUACAUCUCACAUUCCAGUAUUCUAACUUGUAAACAGGGCUGCAUGAGGUUUCUGUUAAUGCGACUCCAUGCAGCCAAUGGCAAUGUCCGCUUUAGGUAUAACGCCAGGAGUGCCUGUUGAUUUGACAGCUCUAAUGCAGUUCCUCCUCUGACCUCAACGCUGAUCUGAAAGAAUCUAGCCCUAGAUCUGUGUUUUGGGGCAACUUCUACCCGAGGCCGUCAUCAGUUACCACGUCAGCCUGUCUUCCACUCAGGAUGUGUGAGUUUACAGACACACUCAAACAAACCUCCAUGACCAUACAGUCCAACCCAUGUAUGCAUACAGAAACAGAUGCGCAUGAAACACAGACAUGUACACACAUACAUACACACAUGGAUUUGGACAAGGAGGAUGUUUACAGUAGAUAACUAGACCCUACCAGAGUUUAUCUAGUGUUUCCUCAUUUAGAAUGUGUGUGUGUGUGUGUGUGUGUGUGCUCUUUUUUUUCUUUUAUGACGGAUUACAUUUUAUAUGCUUUGUACAUUUAUAUAAAGGUUUCAGUUAAUAUUAUUGUUUAAAGUAUUUCCAUCGUUUUUGUUCAAAUAAUUGGUUCAAGUAAUUUUUGCAGCUGCACGGGACACCGAAAUAAAAUGAUUGAUGGCG